Molecule: messenger RNA, 1864 nt
Organism: Mercenaria mercenaria
Lineage: Eukaryota; Metazoa; Mollusca; Bivalvia; Venerida; Veneridae
Product: iroquois-class homeodomain protein irx-2-like
Exons: 5
Coding region: 334-1500 (388 amino acids)
Biological process (GO): neuron differentiation; cell development; regulation of transcription by RNA polymerase II
Cellular component (GO): nucleus
Molecular function (GO): DNA-binding transcription factor activity, RNA polymerase II-specific; RNA polymerase II cis-regulatory region sequence-specific DNA binding
Source: RefSeq, a predicted model, not a curated record
CAGAUUCGAGAAUUUUGUUGAUAUGACACACUUAUUGUAUAAUUAAUGAAUAAUUAAAUUUCAUAAAUUGAAAUUAGAUAUAUUCGACCAAUGAAAUUGCGUUUUCGUGAUAAUGAGGGAAGCAUGCUUGUUUUGUUUAAAAUAUGAUUAUAAAUAUGAAAAUUAAGUCAGUGAAAGUCAUAUCAGCUCUAACUUUCAUUUUGAAUAGGUUAUCUGUGAUAAGAAAGUUGAAAUAAUUUAGUUCAUGUACAAAGAUUUAGUGAAAUUUAAAACAGACUUAUUUGGAUAUUAGUAAAUAAGUUGGAUAAGAAAGAACAAAAAACAUCGGAAAAUAUGUCUUUUAUGGCAAACAUUCAACCCUCGGCUCAGGGUCAGCUUGUAGCAUCCUCAGCCUUUUCUGGUUCUCAAAAUUAUUUAUCCAGAGUACCAAGUCUACCAGAAACAGUUUAUGGAACCAGUCAACUUUAUCCACAAACUUCCGGUCUUAGAACAGAAAGCGCAGGAUAUUAUCCUCCAAUGCAAAGUGGGUCAGAAUCUCUGAAAGCUCCAAGUUCUCUGGGACAACAUUAUUAUGUGGACCAGAUGAUGAACCCCCAUCCAUACAGUUCUUUGUAUCCAGGUUUCGACAUCAAUGCUAUUCGACGCAAGAAUGCUACACGAGAAACCACAGGACCUCUGAAGGCUUGGUUAAGCCAGCACAAGAAAAAUCCAUAUCCUACCAAAGGUGAAAAGGUCAUGUUGGCAAUAGCAACAAGGAUGACCUUGACCCAAGUAUCAACAUGGUUUGCAAACGCUAGACGUCGCAUGAAGAAAGACAACCUUGGUGAAUAUGACGACAACGAUGAAGGCAAAGAAAACGAAACUGGGCGCAGAGACCGCAGUGGCAGUCUAUCUAGUCGUAUGUCGCAGACGAGCAGUGAAGCAGACACAUCUAAAGAUCUGUCAGAUUUAUCCGACAUUGAGGAGAUAUCUAUCAACACAAAGCCAACAAAAAGACCUACCAAGAAGUGCGUUCAGAGGCUCUUCUCACCGGAAAUCAGAACCGAUAAUGUUAUUGACCCGUCCAGCUCACCUGAAAGCUUACCGGAUAUGACUCGGAUAAAAGAAGAAUGUCAUGAAGAACCCAUACUUCCGCCAGUCGCAGAAAUGAUGCGCACGCAACUGAAUCAAUUUCCCGCCCAAACAACAGGCACAACGGAAACAACGAGAAUUCAAAAAUCAAAGAUCUGGUCAAUAUCAGAAAUCAUUGGAUCUGCAUCAAAAACUAUCAACACAGACAAUCCAUCCAGUUAUACAUAUUCAGAAAAUACCGUACCCCAUUCAGAGCAUACGACGCAUUAUGACAGUUCAUUUUACCAAAACCAGCUUUACAACACUUAUUCAAAUUAUUACCCAGCGGUUCACACUGGGUACCCAUACGACUAUUCCAGUCAGCUGAACACCUCGGACAGUGGUCUAAGCACCGCAUCGGACUCAAAAGAAACCAUUCAGUACUUGUAAUAAAUUAUAUCUGAGAACUGUAUAAAAUGUGAAACAUAUAAAUCCAAUUUUAACGAUUAUUUAUUGUCUUUAACCUUUACCCUGCUAAAUUUCUAAAAUGGACUGGUCCGUCAUUCAAUUAGGGCAGCACCAUUUAUUAUUCAAAGGGAUGUUCACUGAAAAUUUACUGACUGAAAAGCGGACAGUGCUGCACGUCCGUGCACGAUCUUGGUCUGCACUGGUCGCAAAGGCAAAAUCUCUUGCCGCCUGCAAGCUAAAGGUUAAAAGAUAUAUGUUGGACAUUUCUGUCGAAGUAUGUAUUUACUUAUUUGUAAAUAAUGAAAUAUGAAUUAAGCAUUGUAAUUGUUUAGAUGAAAAAAAUAAA